This is a messenger RNA of Chondrus crispus (carragheen), 930 nucleotides long. Its product is annotated as Ribose-phosphate pyrophosphokinase. Gene Ontology annotation, cellular component: cytoplasm; ribose phosphate diphosphokinase complex. Gene Ontology annotation, biological process: 5-phosphoribose 1-diphosphate biosynthetic process; purine nucleotide biosynthetic process. Gene Ontology annotation, molecular function: ribose phosphate diphosphokinase activity; magnesium ion binding. The record is from RefSeq and is a predicted model, not a curated record. The coding region runs from base 1 to 930 and encodes 309 amino acids. NCBI's taxonomy places the organism in Eukaryota, Rhodophyta, Florideophyceae, Gigartinales, Gigartinaceae. The transcript has a single exon.
AUGCGUGUUUUCUCCGGUACAUCCAACAUUCCACUUGCAGACGAUAUUGCCAAAUAUGUUGGCAAGAGCGGUAUUUCAGCCAUGCUGCGAAAGCGGUUUGCCGAUGGCGAGACCUAUGUGCGCAUUGAGGAGUCCGUUCGUGGCUGCAAUGUCUUCCUCAUUCAAGCAACUUCAAAUCCUACCAACGAUAAUCUCAUCGAGCUGCUUCUCAUGAUUGACGCAUGCAGAAGAGCCUCCGCUCACCAAAUCACUGCCGUCAUUCCGUACUACGGCUACGCGAGAGCUGACAGACUCGUAGACCCAGAUCGUCGGCGCAGAGAAGCCCUUACCAGCAAGCUAGUCGCCAAUAUGCUAUCAACAGCAGGCACUGAUCGUAUUGUUUUGGUUGACAUCCAUUCUCCUCAGACUUGCGGGUUUUUCGACAUCCCUGUUGACCACGUGUAUGCUUCGGCCGUACUAGAGCAGUACAUCUGUGAAAAGGAACUGGACGACAUUGUUGUCGUCGCGCCUGACGUUGGCGGGGUUGCUCGCGCACGUGCCUUUGCGAAGGGCGUGAAUGAUGCUCCCCUUGCAAUUAUUGACAAGCGUCGGGAUGGUCACAAUACCGCAAAAGUCCUCAACUUACUUGGAGAAGUUGAAGGUAAGACCGCUGUCAUAGUCGAUGAUAUGAUUGACACGGCGGGUACCAUUUGCGAGGGGGGAAAGAUACUUAAGGAAAGGGGUGCUAGGCAGGUAUUUGCGAUGGCAACACACGCCGUUUUCUCGGGCCCGGCUGUGGAGCGGCUGUCGUCGGGCGUUUUUGAAGAAGUCAUUGUGACGAACACGAUCAACAUUCCACCAGAAAGAAGGUUUGCGCAGUUGAAAAUUCUAUCAGUCGCAAACGUCCUCGGGGAGCAAAUAUGGAGGGUGCACGAACAAAACAGUCGCUGA